Messenger RNA from Aspergillus ibericus CBS 121593, 5285 nucleotides. Its product is annotated as putative membrane bound C2 domain protein (vp115). NCBI's taxonomy places the organism in Eukaryota, Fungi, Ascomycota, Eurotiomycetes, Eurotiales, Aspergillaceae. Gene Ontology annotation, molecular function: lipid binding. The coding region runs from base 459 to 5012 and encodes 1517 amino acids. The transcript is spliced from 6 exons. The record is from RefSeq and is a predicted model, not a curated record.
ACCUUUAGGUAAGUGCCUUUUCUGUUCUCUCCGACCCAUUCCGUCCGAUUUCCUUCAUACUCCUCUCAACCUCUGCUGCUCCCCCGGGAAUCAUCCCCUGCCCCGAUCGAUCACCACCGCUUUCCCGGAGCUGCCGUGCUUCAGCCACCGGCCCUCCCCGCUGCGGAGGUCUUCCACGGCAAGGCAACCAUCCCGAUUCCCAGCACUAAAGCGCCAACAACCCACUCUUGGGCGUGUGUUCCUUAUCCACAUUUUCCCCCUCUCUCACUUUUAGUCCUUUUCUCCAUUCCAUUUCACAUUCUUUAUUCCCCCCUAAUUAUCUUCUCACCCUCUCUCCCCAACAAAGGAAGAAAACAAAAAGAGUUCCAUUGACCGGACUCGCCAGGUUGUACCGGUUGGGGACUUGUAGUAGGUGAUUCUUCACCCGAGGCUCGCCCCCCCUCCCACCCCAGAGAGCCAUGGCGUCGCAAGGCGUAGAGGCCGAGAAGGGUGAAUUGAGGCAACAGGGGGCCAUUGAGGUAGCCCAGCAGGCUGCUCAAGACCCCCAGUCGAACCUCCACCCCGAAGCUGUCGAGAAGACCUUGGUCGAAGAGACCCGAAAGGCCGGUGUCCCGGCCUUUCAAUUUGAUCCCGAUGCAUCCCCGGAGGAGAAAGCCGCCGCAGCAAAAUCCCGCCUGCCUCCAGGCCUGAACGACUCCAAACCGAAAGGGGUGGCUGUUGUAACUGACAAGGACGAUGGCACCCCCGACCAGUAUGAUCUGCCUCCUCCGAGGUCCGCGACCGACCUUUUGCAGGAAAAGCCCGAAGGUGCACCUCAGAUGGAAGAGGACCUGCGAUGGGCGCGCGACCGGACAGGAUGGGCUCCGCAGUUUGAACACCAGCCGACACAGGAAGAAAAGGACGAAGGGACUCUGUUGGACCACCAGACCUUCUUGGAAGGAAGACUCGAUGACAAGUUUUUCGGAGAUUGGUACCACAACGCUGGUGUCAUUAUUUUCGCCUGCCUCGCUUCCUGGGUUAUCGCCGUUCUGGGCGGAGGACUGGCCUGGGUUUUCGUUGUCAUGGCCGCCUGUAGUACCUACUACCGGACGUCGAUUCGCCGUGUCCGCCGCAACUUCCGAGACGAUGUGAAUCGAGAAAUGGCCAAGCAACGCCUUGAAACCGACACGGAGAGUCUGGAAUGGAUUAACAGCUUCCUGGUCAAGUUCUGGCCCAUCUACGCUCCGGUUCUUUGCGAUACGAUCAUCAACUCGGUUGACCAGGUCCUCAGCACCUCCACCCCUGCAAUGAUUGACAGCCUGCGCCUGAAGACUUUCGUCCUCGGCUCUAAGCCUCCGCGUCUGGAACAUGUCAAGACGUAUCCCAAGACCGAGGUCGACACCGUCAUCAUGGAUUGGAAGUUCAGCUUCACACCUAACGACACCAUGGACUUGACCGCCCGCCAGCUGAAGAACAAGAUCAACCCCAAGGUCGUUCUGGAAGUCAGACUGGGUAAAGGUCUUGUGAGCAAGGGUCUUGAUGUGAUUGUCGAAGAUAUGGCUUGCAGUGGUUUGAUGCGCGUCAAGGUCAAGCUGCAAAUUGCUUUCCCCCAUAUCGAGCGUGUGGAUGUGUGCUUCAUGGAACGCCCUAAACUCGACUAUGUUUGCAAGCCGCUCGGUGGUGACACCCUCGGUUUCGAUAUCAACUUCAUUCCGGGUCUGCAGACUUUCAUUGAGGAACAGAUUCACAACAACCUGAGCCCGAUGAUGUACGACCCUAAUGUCUUCCCCAUCGAGAUUGCUAAGAUGCUGGCUGGAAACGCUAUCGAUCAAGCGAUUGGUGUCGUUGCCGUCACCCUGCACGGUGCCCGCCAGCUGAAGAACCCCGAUCCGUUUGCCGGUACCCCCGAUCCGUAUGCGGUUGUCUCCCUGAACAACCGGGUUGAAUUGGGCCGUACCAAAACUAUUCAUGAUACCGAUAGCCCUAGAUGGAACGAGACGAUUUACGUUAUCAUCACGUCCUUUGCGGAGUCUUUGACCAUUAUCCCGUACGAUUGGAAUGAGUUCCGCAAGGACAAGGAAUUGGGAGCCGCCACCUUCCCCUUGGAUAGACUGGAACAGGAAGCGGAGCACGAGGGCAUCUAUCUGGAAGUCAUGGCAAGCGGCAGAUCCCGCGGUGCCAUCCACGCCGACAUUCGAUUCUUCCCUGUCUUGGAGGGAACGCAGCUUGAAAAUGGACAGACCCAACCUCCCCCGGAAAUGAACACGGGUAUUGCUCGCUUCGCCGUGGAGCAGGCCAAGGACUUGGAUGGCAGUAAGAGUAUGGUUGGCCAACUCAACCCUUACGGCGUCCUCCUGUUGAACGGCAAGGAAAUUCACAUCACCAAGAAGCUGAAGCGCACGAACAACCCCAUCUUCCAGAAUGCUUCGAAGGAGUUCUUGGUUACGGACCGGAAGAGUGCCCGUCUCGGCCUGGUUAUCAAAGAUGACCGCGACCUUGGCAGGGAUCUUAUCCUCGGUACUUACCAAAUGAAGCUGAACGACAUGCUGAAGAUGAUGGAGAAGGGCCAACAGUGGUUCCAGCUGAACGGUGCUAAGACGGGCCGCGCCAAACUGAUCCUGGAGUGGAAGCCCAUUGCGCUGGGCGGAAUCUCAGGCGGUUCCGGCUAUGUUGAUCCCAUUGGUGUCAUGCGCUUCCACUUCAAGAGUGGAACCGAUCUUCGGAACUUGGAAACUGUGGGCAAGUCUGAUCCAUACGCCCGUGUCUUACUCUCCGGCUACCAGAAAGCACGCACUGUCACCUUCAGGAGCAACCUUAACCCCGAAUGGGAUGAGGUGGUCUAUGUUCCUGUGCACAGCCCUCACGAGAAGAUCACCCUGGAGGUCAUGGAUGAGGAAUCCAUGAAUAGCGACCGCACGAUGGGAUCUACGGAUCUGCGUGUCUCCGACUACGUGCGGGAGAACGAACAAGGCGAAUAUCUCGUUGACGACGAAAGGCAGCUCGUCUCCAGUGGCCUUCGCAUUGGCAAAUCUCAAAAAGGUACCUUGAACUACACCGUCGCGUUCUACCCUGCUGUGCCCGUGGUCAACCCCGAGGACGAGGAAGAAGAGUCCGAUGAGAACCUCAAUGGUGAUGCGGAGGGCGCCGAAUUGUCGAGAAAGAGCACGGAAUCCAAGCGUAAGAGCGUGGCUGGCCACUCGAAGUCGGCUAGCAUCGACUCCAAGGCAACCACUGCUCUCAACGGAACGUCUACGAAUGGUACUACUCCGGAAGCGCAGAGCAGUCGCGCCAGCCUUGACACCAAUGGAACCAGGCCGCAGACCGCGAAGGACUCGGAAACGAUGUCGAUCAAAUCGGUCAAGGAGGUCCCCAAGACUUACAUCUCUGCGGAGGACCUUGUGAAAUACGAAUCUGGUUUCAUCGUGUUCAACGUCCACGAAGUCCAGCUUUCCCGGCCCAAUGUUCAGCUCGAAGUCCUGAUGGAUGAUUACAUGUUCCCUGCCUAUUCCUCGCCGAAGAUCCGCACCAAGUCGGCCAAGCUCGAUGAUGUUGGCGACGCCUUUGUUCGUGAGCUCGAGUUCUCCAAGAUCACUAUGCGGAUCAUCGACAAGAAGGACACCAAGGAUGAAAGUGAUGACCAUGUGGUUGCCAAGUUGACGGGAGACACCCUUCCUACCCUGCAGCGUAUCUUGUAUACGCCCACGGAACUCAGCCUCCGUUCCCCCCAGGGAGAGGUGAGCAAGGUGAUUGUUAGCGCCCGGUAUAUCCCCGUUACCAUGAAGCUCGACCCUAGCGAAAGUAUCAACAACAUGGGAACGUUGCUGGUCCGCUUCCUGGAUGCUGCCGAUUUGCCGUCGGCCGAUCGCAACGGCUUCAGCGAUCCCUACUGCAAGUUCCGCCUUAACGACAAGGAGAUCUUCAAGACCAAGGUGCAAAAGAAGACCCUCCACCCCGCAUGGAAUGAACAUGUCGAGACCGAUAUCAAGUCUCGGAUUGCCAGCGUCUGCCGGGUGGAUGUGUACGACUGGGACUUUGGUGACAAGGCGGACUACUUGGGUGGCACCCAUUUCGACAUUCAGUCGCUGGAACCUUUCGUGACCAAGGAGGUUACUCUUCCGCUUGACGGGAAGUCCGGCGCCAUUCGGUUGUCGCUGUUGUUCAAGCCGUCGUAUGUGGUUCGCUCGCGGCAGGGAUCAUCCACCUUCGCUGGCACCUUCGCGACCCCCGGCAAGAUUGUCGGCGCCCCCGUCAAGGGUGUUGGGUUCGUCGGUGGCAACGUGAUCAAGGGUGCCUCGUUCCUCAAGCACGAAGGGUCCUCCUUCUUGAAGAACGGCCUGAUUUCCCGGUUCCGCAGCGAAGAUGGGUCUAGUGUGCACGAGGCCCAGGAAGAAGAAGAUGCCCCCGCUCCUCUGGCUCCUUCAGCUAUCUUGGUUGAAGGAGAAACGCCACCCGCUGCGUCCCCCAACAACCUGCAGCAUGCCCGCAGCCGUAGCGUGGCGUCCCACUACGGUGAUCGGCUAGGCGUCGCUGGUAAGGGUGAGACGGGCACGGCCACCAUCACGGUUGUUUCUGCCUCGGGCUUCCCUCCCACGGCCAAUGUGCGCGUGUUCGUCAAGGCUCAGGGGCCCAAGGGGAGCAAGGAGGUUCUGAAGACCAAGGCCAUCAAGUCUGGUGGGGGUCCCGUUUACUUCGACCCGGCGCACGAGACGUGCCGGGUGCACAACACCACGGCUGACGCCAGCUAUCAAUUGCGGGUGGUGGAUCACUCCACGUUUGGCUCAGACAGCCAGCUGGGAGAGGCGCCGCUCUUUGUGGAUGACCAGGGCUCGACGGCCGGACAAGACAAGCAGGUCAAGGUCGGCACGGGCACUGUCACUCUCCGCAGUAGCUUCGCGGUGUCUGAAUCGAACCUUCGCCCUGGCACGGCUCACUCCAACACUAAUGAUGGGGCAUCCGAUGUGAUGGACAGUCCCGACUCUAAGAAGACAGGGCGCCGCAGCUUCCUCAGCAAGCGGAGUGUCAGCGGAGCCUGAUAGGAGGGGCGCCAGGUGCAUGCCAUUGACGACUUCAUUGUAUAUUUCACCUUUUCUACUUUUUUUUUUCACUCAAAUAUUUCUUGAUGUUGCUCUCUCUUUGCUGUUUCAAAAUCCGAUCUCACUGUUGCCCUUGCUUAUUGCCGUCCCCUUGUGUUUGUUCGACCUCGCCGUGACGAGAUGAGAUGUGAUAUCCAUGGGGUUUGUUCUUAGCGUAGUGUUUGGAUACCGCCCGGUUGGGGCGGGGGACAAUCGGAAGAUUCUUGCUACCAG